UUAGUUAGCGACGCAAACUUACUGUUUCCUGGGUAGGCCUCUGGUGCACCAGGACUGCCGGCUGUAUUUUGCAGGCAUUACUAUGCAUAGACGGUGGAGUUACAGAAAUUGUUCUUUUGUGCCAGGUGUCCAAGUGCAUUUCAAUGGUUUGGCCCUUUCCACGCACCGAUGUUUAGACUUGUGCCUACAAUUUCGAUCCUCUGUGAUCAUUUUUGGUUAGUUACUGAACUGCUUACUAUAGAGUUUGGGUUUGAGGAUACGGUUGAGCAGAAUAGCACUUUAUAAGAAUUUAAGUUGGCUUUUUGCAUAUCACUGGUACGCAGUUCAGAAGUGUUAUGACAGCCAGUAAUUUAGAAAAAGUUUACCUUAUCGACCACUAAGCCUGUAUGAUGGACAGCUACCAUAUGAUGCUGUGAUUUGAUGAAGGCAGCUUGAAACUUUUAAAAAAAUCUACAGAGAAGCAUAAAGGUGAAUGAGUCAUUUACUAAUAAAAAUUUAAGGAUCACAGUACAGCUAUGGAUAGUGAACCAAACCCUGCAACAUCUGUUUCAACAACAACCAGUAGCACCACCACAACCACCAUCACCACUUCCUCCUCUCGAAUGCAGCAACCACAGAUCUCUGUCUACAGUGGCUCAGACCGACAUGCUGUACAGGUAAUUCAACAGGCAUUACAUCGCCCCCCCAGCUCAGCUGCUCAGUACCUUCAGCAAAUGUAUGCAGCUCAACAACAGCACUUAAUGCUGCACACUGCAGCUCUGCAGCAGCAGCACUUAAGCAGCUCCCAGCUUCAAAGCCUUGCUGCUGUUCAGGCAAGUUUGUCCAGUGGAAGACCACCUACGUCCCCCACAGGAAGUGUCACACAACAGUCAAGUAUGUCCCAGACAUCUAUCAACCUCUCCACUUCUCCUACACCUGCACAGUUAAUAAGCCGUUCCCAGGCUUCCAGUUCUACCAGCGGCAGUAUUACCCAACAGACUAUGUUACUAGGGAGUACCUCCCCUACCCUAACGGCAAGCCAAGCUCAAAUGUAUCUCCGAGCUCAAAUGCUGAUUUUCACACCCGCUACCACUGUGGCUGCUGUACAGUCUGACAUUCCUGUUGUCUCGUCGUCAUCGUCAUCUUCCUGUCAGUCUGCAGCUACUCAGGUUCAGAAUUUAACAUUACGCAGCCAGAAGUUGGGUGUGUUAUCUAGCUCACAGAAUGGUCCUCCAAAAAGCGCUAGUCAAACUCAAUCAUUGACAAUUUGUCAUAACAAAACAACAGUGACCAGUUCUAAAAUCAGUCAACGAGAUCCUUCUCCAGAAAGUAAUAAGAAAGGAGAAAGCCCAAGCCUGGAAUCACGAAGCACAGCUGUCACCCGGACAUCUAGUAUUCACCAGUUAAUAGCACCAGCUUCAUAUCCUCCAAUUCAGCCUCAUCCUCUAAUAAAACAUCAGCAGAUUCCUCUUCAUUCACCACCUCCCAAGGUUUCCCAUCAUCAGCUGAUACUACAGCAGCAGCAACAGCAAAUUCAGCCAAUCACACUUCAGAAUCCAAGUCACGAUCCACCCGCAUCCCAGCACUGCAUACCACUCCCAAACCACGGUCUCCCCCCAGCUCCCAGUAAUGCCCAGUCACAGCAUUGUUCACCAAUUCAGAGCCAUCCCCCUCCUCUAACAAUGUCUCCUAGCCAGUCACAGUCAGCACAGCAGUCUGUAGUGGUGUCCCCUCCACCACCUCAUUCGCCAAGUCAGUCUCCGACUAUAAUUAUUCAUCCACAAGCACUUAUUCAGCCGCACCCUCUCGUGUCAUCAGCUCUCCAGCCAGGGCCAAACUUGCAACAGUCCACUGCUAAUCAGGUGCAGCCUGCAGCACAGCUGAACCUUUCAUCCCAUCUUCCACUGCCAGCUUCCCCUGUUGUACACAUUGGCCCAGUUCAGCAGUCUGCCUUGGUGUCCCCAGGUCAGCAGAUUGUGUCUCCAGCAUCACAUCAGCAAUAUUCAUCCCUGCAGUCCUCUCCAAUCCCAAUUGCAACCCCUCCACAGAUGUCAGCAUCUCCUCCAGCUCAGAUUCCUCCACUGCCCUUGCAGUCUAUGCAGUCUUUACAAGUGCAGCCUGAAAUUCUAUCCCAGGGCCAGGUUUUGGUGCAGAAUGCUUUGGUGUCGGAAGAGGAGCUUCCAGCUGCAGAAGCGUUGGUCCAGUUGCCAUUUCAGACUCUCCCUCCUCCACAGACUGUUGCGGUAAACCUACAAGUACAACCACCAGCACCUGUUGAUCCACCAGUGGGAAUGCAUUUGAACCAGUGUCAUCUGCACAAAGUUUUUUCUCUUAAGGUUUAUCAAGUAGAAGAUGUGUGUGAAGAAGAAAUGCCAGAAGAGUCAGACGAAUGUGUCCGGAUGGACAGGACCCCACCACCACCCACCUUGUCUCCAGCAGCAAUAACUGUGGGGAGAGAAGAUUUGACUUCUGAACAUCCACUGUUAGAGCAAGUGGAAUUACCUGCUGUGGCAUCCGUCAGUGCUUCAGUAAUUAAGUCUCCUUCAGAUCCUUCACAUGUUUCUGUCCCUCCUCCUCCACUCUUACUUCCAGCUGCUACCACCAGGAGUAACAAUAGUACGGCUCUGCCCAGUAGUAUUCCCAUUGUAGAAAACAAACCUCCACAGGCCAUUGUUAAGCCACAGAUCUUGACCCAUGUUAUUGAAGGCUUUGUGAUUCAGGAGGGAUUGGAGCCAUUUCCUGUGAGUCGUUCAUCUUUGCUAAUAGAACAGCCUGUGAAAAAAAGGCCUCUUUUGGAUAAUCAGGUGAUAAAUUCUGUGUGUGUUCAGCCAGAGCUACAAAAUAAUACAAAGCAUGCAGAUAAUUCAUCUGACACAGAGAUGGAAGACAUGAUUGCUGAAGAGACAUUAGAAGAAAUGGACAAUGAAUUGCUCAAGUGUGAAUUCUGUGGGAAGAUGGGAUAUGCUAAUGAAUUUCUACGGUCAAAACGAUUCUGCACUAUGUCAUGUGCCAAAAGGUACAAUGUUAGCUGUUCUAAAAAAUUUGCACUUAGUCGUUGGAAUCGUAAGCCUGAUAAUCAAAGUCUUGGGCAUCGUGGCCGUCGUCCAAGUGGCCCAGAUGGGGCAGCAAGAGAACAUAUCCUUAGGCAGCUUCCAAUUACUUAUCCAUCUGCAGAAGAAGACUUGGCUUCUCAUGAAGAUUCUGUGCCAUCUGCUAUGACAACACGUCUGCGCAGGCAGAGUGAGCGGGAAAGAGAGCGCGAGCUCCGGGAUGUGAGGAUUAGGAAAAUGCCUGAGAACAGUGACUUGCUACCAGUUGCACAAACAGAGCCCUCUAUAUGGACAGUUGAUGACGUCUGGGCCUUCAUCCAUUCUUUGCCUGGCUGCCAGGAUAUCGCAGAUGAGUUCAGAGCACAGGAGAUUGAUGGACAGGCACUUCUUUUGCUAAAAGAAGACCAUCUUAUGAGUGCAAUGAAUAUCAAGCUAGGCCCAGCCCUAAAGAUCUGUGCACGUAUCAACUCUUUGAAGGAAUCUUAACAGAAUCAUGAGGCUUUGAGAUAACAGCAAUUUUACUCUUCUUAAACAAACUAUAAGGUAUAGGAAGGCUCAGGUUGGCCUAGGAUAUUAUCACAUAUGGUGGAUAGCCAAGCACAUUGGGAUCUCUGCAUCAGAAGUUGACAUUUCUUCUACAGAUAUAAUAAUUCAUCAUACAUUUUCAUAAUCAGCCAACAUUGGUGAAAUUAAUUUUACAGGUGACAUGCAACAUUGAAAGACUUGUUAUAGAGGGCCAUGAUAUUUUUCAAAGAAUCGUGUUAUACUAGAUAAUUUUUUAAAAGGUAAUGUUUAUCAUUAAUAUAAAGAAUCCUUUUAAAAGUAAUUUAAUGAUUUACAUUUCUCCUCUUUUGAUUCAGUUUUCUUAUACAUUUUUCUACCCUAUAAAUUUUUUAUAGGUUGUCAUGGGAGAGAGAAUUUAGGAAUAAGUUAGGAGCCCAGUGACAGGAAUUGUUUGCAAUGAGUUAUCAGUACGCAUUUAAAAAACAUGUCUGUUAGAAAGUUGCUUUGUCUAUAAAAAGGUUUGCAUUCUAGCAUGAAUAAUACUGAUCUGGAAGUCAGAAGAGCUGGUUUCUCUUUCAGACUUGACCAAGAAUUUGGUGUGGCUGAGAAAGCUUCACUUACUUCUUGUACAUUUAGAGCAGUGUUUCUGUUUCAUACCUAAUCAUGGCGGACAGGGAUAUUGCCAACUAUCCUACACUGCACAGGGCAGCCCUCCACAGCAACGAGUUAUCCAGUCCAAAAUGUCAGUCGUGCCAAGGUGGAGAAACUGUGAGAGAGGAGUGACAGUGUUUUUCUUUCUCACCCAAAGGAAUAUUUUGAAAAGAUGGGACAUGAUAAGGAAUAUAUUAUACAAUGGAAGUAUUUCAAAUGGCAUCAAUGUUCUGCUGAAGUGUUUUUCCCUGGUUUAUGCAUAUUAGAACAGGGGGCAAAAUCAACUGGCCUAUAAAAUAAGGACUGGCAUACAGAUAAUUUGACUCUCAGAGGUAUUGAUUCAUGUUAAUUAUCUUUCAUAUCUCUGCUCCUCUGCACUGAUGAAGGCAUAAUAUCAUUAUACCCUGUGAACCAGUAGACAGCCUUUGCAGGCAAGGCAAUAGUUUGUAGCAGAUAUGUGUUUGGUCUUUGGAGUUUUUCUAAUGUUGAACAUGCUGGGUCUAGCUAGAAUACAUAUUCCUUUUUCCUUGACUAAACCCUUGCAUGCUUCCUGCAAAGCACUUAGCAAGUGAUAUCUCUUGGAUAAUCAGAUCUAAUUUUGUAUGUACAUGAUUUAGGGGAAACAUUUUUAAAGCAAACCUUUCACUGAAUAGUUACUGUUCUGUUAGAAUUAUGACACUACAAUGAAAUUGCUGUGGGAGCCCUGAGAGAUUUAUAGUCCUGGACAUCAAAAAUUUGUUUUAAUCUUGAUUGUAUCUUUACCAUACAAUGGAAAUGUUUUAAUAACUGAAGGAACAUACACAGACAUUUGGCAGAAGUUCAGUAAGUGGGGAAAGAAAGGUCCAUGGGUUUCAGUCAUUGUCACUGCUCUUUUCAAAAAGAUUGUGUUGAGCUAGUAGAAGACUAAAGAUGUCCUUAAAGACAUCACAGAUAUUUAUCUUUUGGCUUUGUGUACAUUAGAGAAUGUUGAUUAUUUUUAUACAAAAAUACAGCGGGUAAUUUUUUUAAUCUUUAGAUGCCUCUUGUUUGAAUGUAUGCUUUGUGAGAUUCUUUUGUGUAGUAAUGUUUUAAAAGAUGUUUACUAAUAGUUACGUGUAGGGUUAGAAUGUGUAAUAUAGUAUAAGGCUCAUGUUCCAGACCUACAAUAGCUUAUAGUCUAUGUUACAUAUUUCUAUCAUAUUUUUAAUUAUUGGAUUCAAGUUUCAAGGAAAGGUAGGUACUCUAUAGUCAAUUUUCAUUUAUUAGCAGUUCAUUAUUAUGACAGAGUUGUCAUAUGUUUUGAGUUUUCCCCUUAUCUUUCAAUUUCAGAACACAAGAAUAGGCUAAGUAUUAGUAGAUAGAUGGUCCACAGUAUUGGGGGUGGGAGGCACAAAGAAAAAUCUCCCCUGGAAUUAAAAUUUUAUCAUAGAUAAUCCACAAUUAAUAUAAAAUUAUUUGGGAAUAGAUUCCCCUUGCAAUAAUUACCUCCCAUGACUAUUACAUAUUAUCUGUAGCCUUUAAGGUAUUAACUUUGAACUGUGUUAUAGGUUCUUCUUUUAUUUACUUCCUCUUCUAAUAGGUCAUUAUGUACUUACUAAAAGCCCCUGUGCCUAGCACUGUGUUAAGUAUUCAAGAACGCUUACAAGAGGGGUUUCCAUUUGAGAGCACCUUAUAAUAUUAAAUGUUAUAAUCAUCUUAAGAAUACUCUAGAUCUUCUGUUCUCCCCACUUAAAACAUACCAGAAAAUAUAAUUGCUAUUUUCAA
Messenger RNA from Hipposideros armiger (great roundleaf bat), 5927 nucleotides. RefSeq names its product polyhomeotic homolog 3 (gene PHC3). NCBI's taxonomy places the organism in Eukaryota, Metazoa, Chordata, Mammalia, Chiroptera, Hipposideridae. Gene Ontology annotation, molecular function: zinc ion binding; histone binding; chromatin binding. Gene Ontology annotation, biological process: negative regulation of DNA-templated transcription. The record is from RefSeq and is a predicted model, not a curated record. The transcript has 16 exons. Gene Ontology annotation, cellular component: PRC1 complex; nucleus. The coding region runs from base 516 to 3515 and encodes 999 amino acids.